This is a messenger RNA of Sorex fumeus (smoky shrew), 1969 nucleotides long. It is a transcript of the gene NTM, whose product is annotated as neurotrimin. The record is from RefSeq and is a predicted model, not a curated record. Lineage: Eukaryota; Metazoa; Chordata; Mammalia; Eulipotyphla; Soricidae. The transcript is spliced from 10 exons. Gene Ontology annotation, cellular component: neuron projection. Bases 268 to 1371 code for a protein of 367 amino acids.
GCAGCUUGUAGGAGGGCUGUCCAGAGCCAGAUUGUACGAUGUGUCUCAGUGCCAGAGUAUGAGUAGAGAUAAUUACUGAGAAGUCACACUCUCUUACACCCUCGGCUUCUUGUUGUGUCCUUCAGCGAAACAGUGGAUUUAAAUCUCCUUCCACCAGCUCAAGAGCCUCGCAAUCUGUCAGGAGAGAAAGCAAGGGAAAAGCCCCGAACCUGACAAAAAAAAAAAAAAAAGAAGAAGAAAAAGAAGAAGAAGGGGAAAAAAAAAAUCAUGAAAACCAUCCAGGCAAAAAUGCACAAUUCCCUCUCCUGGGCCAUCUUCACGGGGCUGGCCGCUCUGUUUCUCUUCCAAGGAGUGCCGGUGCGCAGCGGAGAUGCCACCUUCCCCAAAGCGAUGGACAACGUGACGGUCCGGCAGGGGGAGAGCGCCACCCUCAGGUGCACCAUCGACAACCGGGUAACCCGGGUGGCAUGGCUAAACCGCAGCACAAUCCUCUAUGCCGGGAAUGACAAGUGGUGUCUGGACCCUCGUGUGGUCCUCCUGAGCAACACCCAGACCCAGUACAGCAUCGAGAUCCAGAACGUGGAUGUGUACGACGAAGGCCCCUACACCUGCUCGGUGCAGACGGACAACCACCCAAAGACUUCACGGGUCCACCUCAUUGUGCAAGUAUCUCCCAAAAUUGUAGAGAUUUCUUCAGAUAUCUCCAUUAAUGAAGGGAACAAUAUCAGCCUCACCUGCAUAGCAACGGGUCGACCAGAGCCCACGGUUACCUGGAGACACAUCUCCCCCAAAGCCGUGGGCUUUGUGAGUGAGGAUGAAUAUCUGGAAAUCCAGGGCAUUACCCGGGAGCAGUCUGGGGACUAUGAGUGCAGCGCCUCCAACGACGUGGCUGCACCGGUGGUCCGGAGAGUGAAGGUGACCGUGAAUUAUCCACCAUACAUUUCAGAAGCUAAGGGCACAGGAGUCCCCGUGGGGCAGAAGGGGACUUUGCAAUGCGAGGCCUCAGCAGUCCCCUCUGCUGAAUUCCAGUGGUACAAGGAUGACAAAAGACUGGUAGAAGGAAAGAAAGGACUCAAGGUGGAAAACAGGCCUUUCCUCUCGAAGCUUAUCUUCUUCAAUGUCUCUGAACAUGACUAUGGGAACUACACGUGCGUGGCCUCCAACAAGCUGGGCCACACCAAUGCCAGCAUCACACUCUUUGAACUAAAUGAGCCCACAAGCUCAACUUUGUUACAAGAAGUGAAAACCACAGCUCUGACCCCUUGGAAAGGCCCCGGAGCCGUCAGUGAGGUGAACAACGGCACGUCGAGGAGGGCCGGCUGCAUCUGGCUGCUACCCCUUCUGGGGCUACACCUCCUGCUGAAGUUUUGACGUGAGCAUCCCUUCCCCCCCAACGCCGGGAGAAGCUACCGCCACAGCGCCUACCACCCCACAGACCCAGCAGCUUCGACCACAGCAGCCAGACACCCCGUUUCUAACUCCGACGUAACCACAAGCGAUUUUGAGAAGCAGAACCUCAUGGGGCACACAUUCGAGGGAGGGGAACAAAACCGACGUGGCGGGGUGGGGGCAACUGCAAAAGGAAAUUCAAAAUCGGCUUCUGGGUCCCGCCCAUCUCUAAGGAUCCAUAUGUUGGUUCAUUUUCCUUUUUGCAAAUGGGAAGAGCAGGAGCCGGCUCUGGGUAUCCAGCUGCUAGUGGCCUGUUGCAAAUUCUUGGUGGUCAGAGUGAGCCAGGGCUCUGCCACACUGCCCAUCAAGAACCCCCAUCAAGGAAAAUUCUGGAGUUGGCUGUCUCCAAUUUGAUCAGUCAGGAGAGAUGGACCCAGCAUGACCAGCAGGUCUGUGGCACCGUGGCCAGCCCUUGGGGACUGUGCCAUGAUCGUGCGUGUGACACACCGCAAAAUUUCAACCCAGACAGGAAGCCAAUGGAAAGCCAACAAGUCAGCUCUGAUCACCCACCCUGCCGUCC